This is a messenger RNA of Hyposmocoma kahamanoa, 2790 nucleotides long. It is a transcript of the gene e, whose product is annotated as tyrocidine synthase 3. The coding region runs from base 161 to 2743 and encodes 860 amino acids. Lineage: Eukaryota; Metazoa; Arthropoda; Insecta; Lepidoptera; Cosmopterigidae. The record is from RefSeq and is a predicted model, not a curated record. The transcript is spliced from 16 exons.
ACACUUCUCUUCCAAUGGGAACGCCGCUUAAACUUUAAAACAAACUAUUUUCGAAACUGGAACACCGAAGUGAACACUUGACUCUUAAAUUUGCGAAUUUGUGGUGUGAAUGAACUUUUUUGUGAUAAGUUUAAAUUUGGAAUUUUUGUGAAAAAAAGCAAUGGGCUCCUUGCCUCGCGUGUCGGUGGUGAAGGGUGCGCGUGCGCACGUCCCUGCGGCGCCGCUGCCGCAACACCUCGCAAGAUUGGCGCAAUGCGAUCGCCCGGCUUUGUGCUACUCAGACGAGACGUGCUCUGUGAGCAUCAGCCAUGCGGAGCUGUCAACCCGCACGAACGCUUUAGCCCGCGCCAUCGCAGCCCGCGCCAGGUCAGUCGGCGCUAACAGAGACGGGGACUUCGUUGUUGCUGUUUGUAUGCAGCCUACGCACAACACAAUAAUGACCUUGCUAGCAACGUGGAAAGCCGGAGCAGCAUACGUUCCAAUGGAACCAAGCUUCCCUCAGGCCAGGAUCUCCCAUAUCCUAAAGGAUGCCGAACCGGCACUUGUUAUUUAUGAUGAUGCUGCAAAUCCAUCAAUGUUCACGAGCAGUGGCAUUCCAGCCGUAUCCUUCGAAGAACUGGCUUUGGAAUCUUGCAGUUUGCCAACUGACGAGCCAAGAGAGCAUGAGCAGGUGGCGGGGCCCAGAACUGAAAGUAUCGCCAUAGUGUUAUAUACUUCUGGAAGCACUGGGAUCCCUAAAGGAGUCCGCCUGUCGUACUCAGCAAUUUGCAAUCGACUCUGGUGGCAAUUCCGUACCUUCCCCUACACUGACACUGAAGUCACCUGUGUGUGGAAAACUGCACUCACGUUUGUAGACUCAGUCUGUGAAAUUUGGGGCCCUCUACUGCAUGGAAGAACUUUGCUCAUCCUGUCCAAGGAAACAACUAGAGACCCGCAGAAGUUGGUUACGGUGCUUGCUCAGAAUCAGGUGCAACGUCUUGUUCUUGUGCCAACUCUUCUGCGUUCAAUUCUUAUGUACCUUUCUUUGAAGCCGUCUGAAAGACCCCUUCAAAACUUGAAACUUUGGAUUUGUUCUGGAGAAACCCUUAACAAAGAUUUGGCUGGGCAAUUUUUUAAAUACUUUGGAAACCACAACAGGUACAAAUUGGCAAAUUUCUAUGGAAGCACGGAAGUCAUGGGCGAUGUAACGUACUAUGUCUUGGAAAAGUCUGAACAGUUGGAUUUGCAUCCUACUAUUCCUAUCGGUGGCCCAUUGGACAACUGUGCCAUCUAUCUUCUGGAUGAAGAGAUGAAUCCAGCUCGCGAAUCCGACCCUGGCGAGGUGUGGGUGGCUGGCAGCAACCUCGCUGCAGGGUAUGUCGGUGGACAGGCCCCGGAAAAGUUCUGUGACAAUCCUCACGCAUCUCAUCCAGAAUUCAGCCGCCUCUAUCGAACGGGAGACUUUGCGGUCCUGAGCAAAGGUGUCAUUUUGUACGCUGGACGAACUGACUCUCAGGUCAAGAUUAGAGGUCAUAGAGUGGACCUGUUGGAGGUCGAAAGAGCUGUGGCUGCUGUGCAAGGUGUUGAAAAAGCUGUGGUACUGUGCUACGGUCUAGAUCAUGGAAACCCUGAGAUCCUGGCCUUCGUAACUGUGCAACCAGACGCGAGAAUUGCUGCCAACCACAUCGAGGCCACUCUGAAGAACGCGCUCACGUAUUACAUGAUUCCUCAGGUAAUUGUCAUUGACACUGUUCCUCUGCUAGUGAAUGGAAAAGUGGACCGACAAGCGUUGCUAAAGAUGUAUGAAAACACCAACAACAAUGACGACACAGCAAUCGCUUUGGAAAUCGACUACACAGGUGUAAAACCAGAAGAUAUGAAAGCAGCUCAAGUACUAUUCGAAACUGUCGGGGAGGUAUUAGGGAGGGCAGCCAGGGGUGCUCUCUCAGUUCGUGCUGGUUUCUACGAGUUGGGAGGAAAUUCUCUUAAUUCCAUCUACACUAUCACUAGGCUGAGGGACCAAGGGUAUUAUAUUGAAAUAAGCGACUUCCUGGGAGCAGCCAACUUGGGUGAAGUCCUAUCACAUAUGUCUACGAAUCCCGACUGCAUGGGGAACAAGGACAACAAGUUCGUGUCUGAACCUAUGAGGGAUGAGGAUAAACAAGAUGUUAUCAAUAUGAUAGUGUCUUCAUUCUAUGAGAAGGCAGAACUUGAGCAAUUCUUGAAACACGAGAUCGAAACACGUGACUACGCGGACUGCAUUGAAGCGUGCUGGAAUGCUCUGCUACAGGCCCGACUCAGUGUUGUGCUCAAAAGCGCAAAUGGUAGUCCAGUAGCAGUGGCUCUCAACUUUGAUGCUCGCGACGAGCCCGAGAUUGAGUUAUCCGGAGGCCUCGCCAAGAUCAUGGGUUUCUUAGAGUACGUGGAAGGAUCUGUAAGAGACACUAUGUUGCCUGAAGGCAAAGGCACUAUCCUUCACUCGUUUAUGAUGGCGACAGACUCCAACCUCUCCUCCCGAGAUAACGUAGCGGCGAUCAGAGCAUUAGAACAUGCUACGAUGAGAAUUGCUCGCGAAAGACGUUUUUUGGGUGUCUUUACUACUAACACCAGUCCUCUUACUCAGCAACUGGGCACGGAUGUGCUGGGCUUCCAGACACUCCUCGAUUAUCAGAUCAACGAGUAUGUGGACGCCAAUGGUGAGCGGCCAUUCGGCAAAGCCCCUGACGAUAUGAGAGCCAUUGUUUGCUGGAAACCUGUUGAUUAAAUUAGCAAUAGAAGCCGCAAAAUUUUUGCAAGAUGAUAAUAUUGUGA